AUGCACGUGCUCAGUCAGAAUCGGGAAUGCGAUACGGUCUUGGCGCAGACGUUGUUGUACGGCGGCGUCACCGUGCGAGUCGACGCUUGGGACGAAUUCGGAAACACACCGUUUCACCUGGCCCUGCACUAUGGCAACGCAAAGAUGGUCGAGUUGCUGUUGAAGCACGGCGCGAACCCCAAUUUCGUCAACGGCGCCCAGAUGGUUCCGCUGCACGUUAUCUCGAGGCGGGACCGCUACGGCAACCCGGCGGAGCUGUUCUUCGGCGUCGCGGCGGACGAGAUGUAUCUGUCGAUGAAGGUCGACGUCCGGGACAAUAAAGGCAACACACCCCUGCACUACUUCCUGCAACGGGGACUAAAGCGAGUGGUCGAUCUUCUGCUGAAGCGCGGCGUGGAUCCGAAUCUGGCCGGCGCCGGCGGCGGCAAUUGCCUGCACAUCCUCUGCAGGCAGCAGUGCGACGGAGAGCUGAUCGACGCCUUCUUCGAGGUCCUCAACGACAGACGCCAGCUGAUGCAGGUCAAUGCUCGGGACGAGCGCGGCGACACUCCGCUGCACUUGGCUCUGCAACACAACGACAAGGCCAUGGCCGAGCUCCUGCUGAGGAGCGGCGGCGACGCGCUUCAGGCCAAUAACGAGGGAGACACGCCCCUGCUCAUGAUGAGUCGAAAUCACGACGAGUGCCGCGACCUGCUGGAUAUACUGAGUGGUCUCACCUUGUAUCAACCUCAAACGGUACAGGUCGACGGGGCAGUUCGGACACUACGGUUAUCAGCACCGUCGUCUGAGGAAUUUUUUCGUCCACGCAUUAUUUAA
Molecule: messenger RNA, 816 nt
Organism: Trichogramma pretiosum
Lineage: Eukaryota; Metazoa; Arthropoda; Insecta; Hymenoptera; Trichogrammatidae
Product: tankyrase-2-like
Exons: 1
Coding region: 1-816 (271 amino acids)
Biological process (GO): positive regulation of transcription by RNA polymerase II
Cellular component (GO): nucleus
Molecular function (GO): protein binding; transcription cis-regulatory region binding
Source: RefSeq, a predicted model, not a curated record